AGGUCCUGCUCCAUUUCUUCCCCAUUUCAGAGAAUCGCGCGGACAUCAACAGAAAUUCUCUUUUUUAUUAUUCUCAACAAAUUUUCUCUGCAUCAAUUCAUUCCAUUUUUCUUAUUCCUUUCAUCCAUAGCAUCACAUUCAUAAAUAGCCAUACCGCUCUUUGAUCAUUCACUCAACACAAUUUCCGCGUUGAUUCCGAUUUAUCUGUUUCUCUUCGUCUUCUUCCUUAGGGAUUUCAUUUCAUUUUUUCGCUUUUCUUUCAUUUCCUGCUAACUCUACAAGGAGUUUGUGGUAAAAGAUAGGAACGGAGGUGAUGAUAGAUGAUAGUGGCUGAGGAGGGUUAGUUUUUGAGGUUUCACAUGGAUUCAGCGAGGAGUUGGCUUCAGAAGCUUCAGCCGCGGGACAAGCUGAGGGCUUCUUCUAGGAAGAAGAAUACGUUUGAUGAAAGUAAGGAUGAGGAGAUGUCGCCAGAAGAUGAGGAAGCUCUUUCCAACAUCACCAAGCAGAAAGUUGCUGCCGCCAAGCAGUAUAUUGAGAACCAUUACAAGGAGCAAAUGAAGAAUCUGCAGGAGAGGAAGGAGCGACGAACUACACUGGAAAAGAAGUUGGCUGAUGCUGAUGUGUCGGAGGAAGAUCAGAACAACCUACUUAAGUUUUUGGAGAAGAAAGAAACUGAAUACAUGCGCCUGCAGAGGCAUAAAAUGGGUGUCGAUGACUUUGAAUUACUAACAAUGAUUGGCAAGGGUGCAUUUGGGGAGGUUAGAGUUUGUAGGGAAAAGACAACAGAUCAUGUGUAUGCCAUGAAGAAACUAAAGAAAUCAGAGAUGCUUCGUAGAGGCCAAGUUGAGCAUGUGAGAGCUGAGAGGAAUUUGCUUGCAGAGGUUGACAGCAAUUGCAUUGUAAAACUUUAUUGCUCUUUUCAAGAUGAAGAGUUUCUGUACCUUAUCAUGGAAUACCUGCCUGGUGGGGAUAUGAUGACUUUACUUAUGAGAAAAGAUACCUUGACAGAAGAUGAAGCUAGAUUUUAUGUUGGAGAAACAGUUUUAGCUAUCGAAUCUAUCCAUAAGCACAAUUACAUCCACAGGGAUAUCAAGCCUGAUAACUUGCUACUUGAUAGAUAUGGACACUUGAGGCUGUCUGAUUUUGGACUAUGUAAACCAUUAGACUGCAGUACCAUCCAAGAAGGGGAUUUUUCAGUAGUGAACAACAGUGCUAAUGGGACUGGACCGAAUGAAGAAAGGCCAGAAGCUCCAAAGCGCACGCAACAGGAGCAACUACAACAUUGGCAGAAGAACAGAAGGAUGCUUGCUUAUUCCACUGUUGGUACACCUGACUAUAUCGCUCCAGAAGUUCUCCUGAAGAAAGGUUAUGGAAUGGAGUGUGAUUGGUGGUCACUUGGUGCUAUUAUGUACGAAAUGCUUGUGGGCUACCCACCUUUUUAUUCAGAUGAUCCUAUGUCAACCUGUAGGAAGAUAGUAAAUUGGAGAACUCAUUUGAAAUUUCCAGAAGAAGCAAAGUUAUCUCCAGAGGCAAAGGAUCUUAUUAGCAAACUCUUGUGUAAUGUCAGCGAGAGGUUGGGAACAAAAGGCGCAGCUGAAAUAAAGGCUCAUCCUUUUUUUAAUGGUAUCGAAUGGGAUAAGCUUUAUCUGAUGGAAGCUGCAUUUAUCCCGGAGGUCAAGGAUGAGCUAGAUACUCAAAAUUUUGAGAAGUUUGAAGAAUCUGAGAACCAGACUCAAGCUACUACAAAAAGCGGUCCAUGGAGAAAGAUGCUGUCAUCUAAAGAUCUCAAUUUUGUGGGCUACACAUAUAAGAACUUUGAAAUUGUGAAUGAUUAUCAAGUGCCUGGAAUGGCUGACUUGAAGAAGAAAAACAACAAACCAAAGAGGCCAUCAGUCAAGACGCUCUUUGAUGCAGAAUCAGAGACAUCGGAAUCAUCAGAUACUACUAGUGAACAAUCUGUUCAAGGGAGUUUUCUGAACCUCUUGCCUCCCAAACUAGAAGCAUCUGAAAAGAAGAAGGAUUCCUUGUAACCUUGCCAAUCUCUUUAUUACUGUCUGAUGAGGAGUCGCAUCAUGUUACCCAAACUCCAAUUUGACCUCCAAUGAUUAGGUUUGAAUUCUAAUGUUUCCAUAUUUGGAUACGUUUCUCUACUAACAGUUGCAAGUUUGAGAGGCUCAAUCUCUUAAGGCUAUAUGCAAGUGCUGGAUCUUGAAGCAAACUAUUUAGCUUUCACCCAGCUUGAGGAAUGGUUCCGCAAGUCUUCUAGUUCAUGAAGAUGAAAACAAAACGGGACAAAACGAAUAUACAAUAUACUUAAUUCAUUUACUGUCGAAAUGUAAUUUAUUUAUUUAUUUAUUAUUUACCGCAGGGUACAAAAUGUUGUACAAAAUAAACUACUUUUACCAUGUAUACGUGUACGUGUGCUCUUUUAAAUGGAGAUUCAAUAGACCUCUGAU
Manihot esculenta (cassava) is the source of this 2456-nucleotide messenger RNA. RefSeq names its product serine/threonine-protein kinase 38-like. Lineage: Eukaryota; Viridiplantae; Streptophyta; Magnoliopsida; Malpighiales; Euphorbiaceae. Gene Ontology annotation, biological process: intracellular signal transduction; peptidyl-serine phosphorylation. The transcript has 14 exons. The record is from RefSeq and is a predicted model, not a curated record. Gene Ontology annotation, molecular function: ATP binding; protein serine/threonine kinase activity. Bases 360 to 2030 code for a protein of 556 amino acids.